Haemonchus placei is the source of this 585-nucleotide messenger RNA. Lineage: Eukaryota; Metazoa; Nematoda; Chromadorea; Rhabditida; Trichostrongylidae. The record is from the annotation of a GenBank genome assembly.
AUGCCAACCACUCUUCUGACAGCAUCCGACGAUUCGGACGAUGGCGGGCUGGAGCGAAGGCCACCGAGGAGACGAUUUUUUCAGAAGUCUGAGAGGGGUUCCAAACGAUUCGUGCUCGAUAUCAGCUUCUGCCAUUGCCUUUUGCUCAGUAUUCUGUCAUUGUCACUGAUAUAUGUGGCUUUGAAUACGUAUUCCCUCACGAAACACUACGCAGAACUACGGGAAAGCGUAUCCGCAGUUGCACAGCUGACGAACCGAUUGGAAACCCUUGAAUUUGGUAUGAACAGACUUCGUCUUGAAUUUGAUUUUUGGAAGGAAAAUUUCUCGAACGAUUCGACCCACGAAGCUACCGAUUAUAUCUUUGAUGUGAUGAAAAAGUUAACAUUAGAUGUGCGAGAAAUGAAGAAACGGGUCGAAAUGGCCACCCGUGUGACAGAUGAUGUGACACGGCGGAUGACAACGGUUGAAACCCGUUGUCUGAAUGUCUGCCGGCAAUCAUCACGUCGUGAAGGAGACAAGCAACGACGACGACAGGCUGCUAAGGUCCUUUCGGAUGAUGAUGAGAUUAUUUUCAGAAGAAAUUGA